Molecule: messenger RNA, 537 nt
Organism: Phaeoacremonium minimum UCRPA7
Lineage: Eukaryota; Fungi; Ascomycota; Sordariomycetes; Togniniales; Togniniaceae
Exons: 2
Coding region: 1-537 (178 amino acids)
Molecular function (GO): catalytic activity
Source: RefSeq, a predicted model, not a curated record
AUGAAGUCUGACUACUAUCUCAAUCUCUGUCUCGAGCAGGCCGCGCUCUCGCCCCUCCACUUCCGCCACGGCUGCGUUGUCGUCAAGGGCGGCAAGGUCAUCGGCCAGGGCUUCAAUGAUUACCGCCCCGGCUACGAUGGCGGCGCUCUCAAGACCGGUCGCCUCUCCUCUCGCGCCUCUCCUCUCGCCUCCGACGCCCAUAGCAGAACAAAGAAUCCGCCCGGCGCCAAGCGCGACUUCACGGCUUUCGAGACCGUCGGCGGUACAACGCGCGGCGCCGGGCCUCACGGCACCGUGGGCCUCAGCAUGCACUCCGAGAUGAUGGCCAUCCACUCUGCUCUCGCCUCAUCGAGCACCCUUGCUGCCAGCACCGUGUCCUAUAUCAAACCGUCGCUCAAACUACCUGGUGAUUAUAAACACAAACUACGUGACGCCGUUCGGUCCUACACCGAGAGAGUCUGUCUCGAGGCAGUGGGGCAACAUGUUCAACAAGCCAGCACGAAGCUGGCCGAGAACUACAUCACCGUGACAUAUUGA